Messenger RNA from Paramecium tetraurelia, 1125 nucleotides. RefSeq lists its product as uncharacterized. The record is from RefSeq and is a predicted model, not a curated record. Gene Ontology annotation, biological process: regulation of protein phosphorylation. Gene Ontology annotation, molecular function: cAMP-dependent protein kinase regulator activity. NCBI's taxonomy places the organism in Eukaryota, Ciliophora, Oligohymenophorea, Peniculida, Parameciidae. Gene Ontology annotation, cellular component: cAMP-dependent protein kinase complex. The transcript is spliced from 5 exons.
AUGUAAAAUUAAGAUUAAGAAUAUUUGCUCAAUAAUGUGAACCCCAUCUUAGAAUAACUAGCACUCUAUUUAGUUAAAGAAAAGCCUGACAAUGUGACCCAAGCAUCAAUUGAAUGGUUAAGCGUAACAGGAGCUCAAAUUGAAAAUGGAUUACAUCAUAACCAAAAUUUUCAUAAUGACACUGUUGAAUCAUCUGAUGAUACAGAAUCUGAUGAGGAUGACUACGAACUCUAUGCCAAUAAUCCCAUUCGACCAGAUAGAGCAAGCGUUAGUGCUGAAGUCUAUGGAAUUUAUAACAAGAAAACUAAUUUCAAACCUAAAAUAGUUGCAAAAUCUCACUUGCAAAUUCAGAAAAUCAAAGAAAAAUUAGCAUAAUCAUUUAUGUUCUCGGAAUUGGAUGAACAUGAUCUGAGAAUAGUCAUAAAUGCUAUGGAAGUCAUCCAAUGUAAAAAGGGAGAUAUAAUCAUCCGAUAAGGAGAUGACGGUGACAAUCUAUAUAUUGUUGAUGAAGGGACACUGGACUGCUCACGAACUAAAGCAGGCCAAGAUUCAGUUCAUCUGAAAACAUACAAACCAGGUGAAUCCUUUGGUGAAUUAGCACUCUUAUACAAUUCCCCCAGAGCAGCCACAAUAGUUGCAGAGGAAAACUGCGUUCUAUUCUCCCUAGAUAGAGGAACCUUCAAUCACAUAGUCAAAGAUGCUGCCAUCAGAAAGCGAGAAAGAUAUGAAUACUUUUUAGCUCAUGUUGAAUUGCUUUAAGAGUUAGACCCCUAUAGCAGAUCUUAGAUUGCUGAUGCACUAAAGAGCAGAAACUUCAACAUAGGUGACUACAUAGUUAAGGAAGGAGACGAAGGAGAUAUCUUUUACUUCCUUGAGAAGGGAGAAGCUGUAGCCACAAAAGUCUUGAAUCAAAGUUAGCCUGCUUAAGAAGUUUACUUUUAUAAGGAAGGUGAUUAUUUUGGAGAAAUUGCCCUACUGAGAUAAGCUCCAAGAGCUGCCUCUGUCAUUGCCGAAACUCCGUGCACUGUUGUUUAUUUGGAUAGGGAGACAUUCAAGAGAUUAUUGGGACCACUUGAAGAUAUACUCACUCGUAAUUUUAAGAAGUACGAAAAAUACAUGAAUUGA